UUGUCGCGGAACCGUUGUCGUACCUACUGCAACCGUGGUAUCAUAUUAUAACUGUUGUGUUAUUGUUUUGCGCGCGUAACCGGUUUAUCCGUUCGAGUCCCGCACCAGAUAUCGAUAAGAGUCCGUCGUUCGUUUUUGUUUUAUUUUCAGAUAAUUAUCUGUCGCUCACUUGUAGACGCGUAUACGAUCGAUUAUCAUAAUAAUAAUAAUUGCCCKUYUGAAAACUACCACUUCCGUGAAUUCACAUCUGAUCGAUUUCGCAACGAAUUUCCUUAAGCUGCCUACGUCGUUGUACCAUCGCCCCCAAACUGAUUUUUGAUUUAGAAUACUGAUAAGUCAAAAUUAAUAGCGACAACAUGGGAAAAUUAUCUUUGGUCGUAGUUACGAUUUUGGUAGCUACUGUGGCCGCAUAUCCAAGCAAACCAUCUUUCAUCGGGUGUCAAAGCUCAGAAGACUGUGGCAUGGACGAAUGUUGCGUAUUAGGUAUGAUGCGAUACAGCGUGCCCACUUGUAGGCCACUGGGCGAAGAGGGCGAUACGUGCAGACCAAACUCUGGCGACGUCCAACCGCAAAACGUUACCGUCACUUAUCCUGACGGAUCGUCAGCCGAUCUGUUCGUGCACACGAUGUUGUGCCCCUGCGCCUCCGGACUUGAGUGCUCGGACGGUAUGUCGUGCACCGGGCUGGACGGGGCUGGCAAGCUGAUGUUGCGCGAGGACUACACAGACGUGGAUGACCUCAACCACCUGCGACGAUGAGCACUGACACAGGGCGAUAUCUUCGUCGCUUAUCUAUAUAAUUAUUUUUAUUAUUAUUAUUAUUAUUACUAUUAUUACUAUUAAUUAUUAUCAAUUAUUGAUAUAUUGUUUUCAUCACUGGCAUAACACUAAAAACCGAUUACUGUAAUAUCACUGUAAUAAUUUAUACGUGCCUAAUACCAUUUUUAUAAUAAUACUUUUGAUAUAAUAUUAAAAUACAUUACUACACGAGUCCACAAGUAUACGAUACUGUCUUUACUGCAUCGCAAUUGACACGUAUUAUAUAGGUAUACAUUCCGCUGCAGAUCGCCCGAUAAUUGGUUUGGAAAACUUCCUUCCUGAUUUUUACUUUCAUUAUUAACCGUCUUACUUAACUUAUCAUAUUAUUGAUCGUAAAUUCUUUUUACACAUUUUGAUAUCUACUUAAGCUUUUAAAAAUUGAUUUUUGAGUAUUUUUGAUUUUGUAAAAAUAUAACAGAAUUUUGUGUAAUGACUCAAAGCGAUCCUACCGGAGGUAAGGUAUGACGGACAUUGUGGUCAGUAGUUCUUUACCUAUACUAUUUCUUUGAGGGAGAGGUGUACAUACUUUUGGCUACAGCUAUUAUUUAGUUAAAAUCUUGUGGUUAAACAUAACGUAAACGCUUUAUUAUAAUAAUUGUUAUUUUAUUAAUACUAUGUUUCUCAAUUUUUAUUUCAUAAAAUAUCUCAUUACUCCAAAUAUUGGUAUAGAUUGAAAUUCAGUUUCUGCGAAUCUACCAACAAUAUUUCAAACGCAAACAUAUUUAAACGAAUUGGAAAAAAAUCUCCCGCAAUCUCGAUUUAACGUUAAUAUCCUUAACUGCAGCCGUAAUAUUGUCAUAGUGUUAGUGUUCCAUCGUGUGUAACUGGACGCGGCCGCGGUAAUCGUUAUGCAUAAAUUGUAAUUACAAUACGUGUGCGUACUUUAACAUGUACUUAGACGAUAAAACGUCGCAGUAAUUAUUUUAUUUAAUUACACGUGUCAUCACCAACACGUCAUCGUUUACAGAGUCAURUCGCGGGUGCGUCAAACAACAAAUUCAUAAUAUUAUUAUAAUAACCCAUCAUACAGKUAUACCAUAUUAUAAUAGGUACGAGUAUAAAAACAAUAAUCGUACCACUUUUCGACAAUGGUCAAAUACAAUAACGCAUGCAUGACAAUGCUAUAUUGAUUUUUUACGUAUAUCGCGAAUUAUGUGGUUCUACGGACUUCCGCAAUGUAGCCAAAUGAUUUCGGUCGUGUUCAUCUGUAAUUUGCAGUGUUAUGAACGUAUUUCGCUAUGUAUGCACACUUUAAGUCUAGGUCCAUCAGGAUAUUCAGUGCGCUAUAUUUUAUUGUUAUUAUCGUUACAGUGUAUAAAGCAUUAUUAUCGUGCAACGCGAUCGGUGCAACAAACAUUUCAGAAUUGCAUGCGAUUGCACUAUUGUCGGUCAUAAUAAAAUUCAUAGUAAUUGUUUUGUUUUUCAAUGUGUAUUAAUACUAUACAAUUGUAUACCUAUAUUAGUAAUAGAAGACGACGGGUGAUUACCUCCAUCGUUUAUUAUUUUUAUUAUUAUUAUUAUCAUUAUUAGUAUGUUUAUGUGUAUGUAUUAUGUUUGUUCGCACUUUAUGGUCUGUAAAACCGAUUCUUUUUUUUUAAUAGCAUAUAAAUAUAAUAUUAUUGUACCCAUUA
Molecule: messenger RNA, 2449 nt
Organism: Diuraphis noxia (Russian wheat aphid)
Lineage: Eukaryota; Metazoa; Arthropoda; Insecta; Hemiptera; Aphididae
Product: astakine-like
Source: RefSeq, a predicted model, not a curated record